Molecule: messenger RNA, 1884 nt
Organism: Aspergillus mulundensis
Lineage: Eukaryota; Fungi; Ascomycota; Eurotiomycetes; Eurotiales; Aspergillaceae
Product: DUF803 domain protein
Exons: 4
Coding region: 1-1884 (627 amino acids)
Biological process (GO): magnesium ion transport
Cellular component (GO): membrane
Molecular function (GO): magnesium ion transmembrane transporter activity
Source: RefSeq, a predicted model, not a curated record
AUGGGCAAUCUUGGUGACCUGUCGCCCCAGGGGAGUGUCGCGUCUGCAUUGCAGAUUGGGGUUCUUGUCGGGUUGAUCUCGACUAGCCUGCAAGCGAUCGGACUCACCCUCCAGCGCAAGUCGCAUCUUCUCGAAGAUGAGAAGCACCCAUACGAGCUGCGACGGCCUCCUUUCAAGCGGCGGAGAUGGCAGCUGGGGAUGAUGAUGUUCGUUGUUUCAAACAUCGUCGGGAGUACAAUCCAGAUCACGACGCUUCCGCUCCCUGUGCUUUCUACCCUCCAAGCUUCGGGGCUCGUUUUCAAUACCGUCUUCGCUACGUUGAUUCUCGGAGAAGCUUUCACUCGAUACUCGCUAAUAGGUACGCUCUUGGUAUGCGCCGGCGCGGUUCUUAUAGCGGUCUUUGGAGCUAUCGGAGAGCCAGCGCAUACCCUCAAUCAGCUCCUCGUACUUCUCCGCGGUCGGGGUUUUAUUCUCUGGGUAGCUGGAACGGUCAUGCUGUCGAUAGUGAUCUUCGCUGGAUCGAAGGUUCUACAGGCCGUCACUUCUCGCUCAAAACACCCAACGCUCCGAAGUUCAUACGCACCACGUCUCAAUCUAACGCAUAACCGAGUUAGGCUCAUACGCGGACUAUGCUAUGGGAUGAUAAGCGGCAUUCUAUCCGCCCAUACGCUCCUCCUAGCCAAGUCGGCCGUAGAGCUACUGGUCCGGACAAUCGUGGAUCGCCAUAAUCAGUUCAAUCGCUGGCAGUCAUGGGUUAUCCUGCUUUUAAUGGUUAGCCUUGCGCUCUUGCAACUGUACUACCUGCAUCUGGGUCUGAAGCUUUGCAGCACCAGCAUUCUCUACCCGUUUGUCUUUUGCAUUUACAACGUUAUCGCCAUUUUAGACGGCUUAAUAUACUUCCGCCAAGUGUCGCGACUCACAAAGCUCCACGCGGGGCUCGUCGCAUUGGGUACAGUCAUCCUCCUAGGAGGCGUUCUCUGUCUUUCCUGGCGACUGGAAGACAUUGACAGCCAUACUAUGGCCGUCUCAGGUCCGUCCCAAGCCGCCAUAGGCCCCGGAAUGGCCGCCAUAGACGAAACCACUGAGGGUCCGGUGAGGCUCGACUUAGACGACGAAGAAGAACGGAUCGGCGAGCGCGAACCCCUACUCCGUCCCCGUCCGCUCCAAGAAUCAACGCGCCAGCGAGCCCCAAGCCUCCCUCUCUACGCAACAAUGUCCAAACACAAACGGACCUCCUCCACAAACAUGGACCCAGCCUCCAUCUGGGCUGAACUCGAAGACUCCGAUAUCGACAUCGAAAACGCCCCCACAGGCGCGCGAUCCUCCCUCUUGACCCGCUUCUCGAUCGACCCAAUCCAAACCCGCCCACGAAGCAAAAGCGGAGCCCCCUUCCGCUUCUCAUCAGGCUCAGGCUCCGGCUCAGGCUGGAGCUUAAGACUCCCACGCCGGUUUCAAAACGAUGCCGCUAGCAGCAGAUCACAACCGCAGCCUCAACCGCGGCGAACAUCCUUCUCGGGCUCAGGCCCGGGUCCCGAACAGCGCCUAUUACUCCCGAAGCGACGAGCGCUAACCACGCUCACUGGAUACGGUACAGCCUCAUCGACCACCUCACUUCCGGAGUCAGGCGGUCACUACCAGUACCAGCCAGAAAACACAUCGCCCGACUCGAGGUCAGCAACAGGCCGUCUUCUCGCCGGUUCGAGGAACGCGCUUGGAGCUUGGAGGACGGGAAUGCAGUACUUAGCCCGUCUGACGGGGACGGGGGCGGGGACGGGAACGGGGAGUAGUCGGCGAAGCGCCAGGGAGCGGAGAGCACUUGACUCAGAAGCGAACCAUAUACCUCCUACUACUAGACAUCAUGAUACCCCGGGGCCGGAGCAAUAA